AGCACUGACACUCAACAGAAGACUUCAUUCACUCCAGCGAGACCAGAGGGGACAGUCUCCUUCCUCCACAUCUGUCCUCACCAGACACAACAAUUUCUGGAGCGCCGUAGCCAGUCACACCUCCUGUUACAGCGGGAAUUCCUUCAUUCUCAGCUGCCUCCGACGCUGCAUCAGAGAGGAAGACAAUGGCCGGCUGAACCCAGAUUGCACUGAUAAGUUGGCGAAACUUCACUUGCUGUUGUGGACCUCAUGGCUAAGAGCCCAGAGGUGAAGCUGGCUGUAUUUGGCAGGGCUGGAGUUGGCAAGUCUGCUUUGGUGGUGAGAUUGCUGACCAGGAGAUUCAUCUGGGAGUAUGACCCAACACUCGAAUCCACAUACCGACACCAGGCCAACAUAGACGACGAGGUGGUCACCAUGGAGAUCCUGGACACUGCGGGGCAGGAGGACAACCAGCAGAGGGAAGGUCACAUGCGCUGGGGCGAUGGAUUCAUCAUUGUCUACGACAUCACAGACCGAGGAAGCUUCGAGGAGGUGGCCCCGUUGCGGCACUUUAUGGAAGAAGUGAAGAAGCCCAAGAAUGUGCCUCUAGUCCUCAUCGGAAACAAGUCCGACCUGGACCACGUGCGACAGGUCGGUACAGAUGAAGGCGAGCGCCUGGCUGCAGAAAUGGCCUGCGCCUUCUACGAGUGUUCGGCGUGCGCAGACGAGGGGGGCGUGGUGGCCGAGGCUUUCCACGAGGUCUGCAGGGAGGUGCGGCGCCGCAAGGCAGUGCAGGGGAAAGCCCGACGUCGCAGCUCCACUACGCACGUCAAGCAAGCCAUCAACAAGAUGCUGACCAAGAUCAGCAGCUAGGGAAGUGAAAACAAACAUUUCGUGGGGGAUACGAGACAUUUGAACCCUAGGAAGAUCCCCAGUGCAAUAUUUCCAUGUUUGCUGGAGCGAAAUGAUAUUCAAGAUCACUUGGCUCCACUUCAAUGAAGCCUGGUACAGCAAGACUUAGACAACAUUCAUGGACGUCGAAGGAAGACAAUAUCACUAAUAUGUGAGAGAUCUGGCAAAUAAAUCUUGUAGUUUGCCAAGCUAGCAAACAGUUACCCAACGAGACAUCAGAGCGGAUCUGAGACCAAGACAUCUGUAAAUAUCUCGAGCACAGGACAGCAGCAAAGAUUUCCCGUCUGUGUCAUGUCAGUGGUGUUGUGACUUCAGCAGCCAUCCUAAAAUAGUGGACAGGAAGUGGAGGAAUGGAAAAUGUGGUGAAGUACGACCUGUGAUGUGACGUUACGUUUUCUUCAGCGACAAGUGUGUUCGUGCCUGCUGUUUGUCCUCCAAUCACGAGGGAGUCUGUCUUGCUGCAAACCAGGAGUCUGCAACCUCAAGGGUCUCCACAACUUAUCUUUGUUUCUCACAAGUGACACUUGUCCACCCGUGACAGCAACACAGAUCAAUUUGAGUCACUUUUUCCCUCUGCUUUUGAGUUUAUUAGGUCUUUACGAAAGCAAAACAUGAUUUUGUUUGACAUUUUUACAUGAUAAUAAUUUCCUCCGAUGUUGGAUUCUUUUUCUUUGUGGCGCUGAUUUGUAAUAAUUGUUGUUUUUUUUUUGUCUCAACUUUAUUUCCCAACAAUGUUCUCAUUAUAUUUAAUGGUAACAAAUUGCCGCAACAAAGUGAAAUAAACCAUUUUUAAAAAUGACACAAAAAACAAGUCAAUUAAAAGAGAUCUGUUGGACAAAUGUAUUUGAUCUCGUCCUAGCAAGAGUCUCUGAGUGACCAGUUGUCACGACACAGAUCAGAUGUUGUCCAAGUUCACAUGUGAAGCUUUCAUUUAUUCAUUGGUGAUCUUCCCUUUAUUCCCUCACUAGACUGAAGUUAAUCCCAGCUCCUGAAACACCCUUGACACACCACCAGUCCAAGACACUUACGAACACACACACACCACCACCUUUAUGGGGUCCACUCACCGCCAUCAUGCUUUCCCCAGCCUCUCACCCUAAACCUAACCAUCCCAAACAAAUGGCUGACCUUAACCAGGACUCUGACCCAAACUGAAACUCAAUGAUAAUGACCUAGCUAUUUUGAUGUUUUAAUGCUUUAAUUUAUUUGCCACCGAAAAUGCACAAAGGUCAGCACAAAGAGGUGUUUUGUCAAGAAUUGGUUCCCACAAGGACAGAUUAAACAAGCGCACAUGCAUACACACACACCUUGAGAUAGAUUUGAGUCACCUUGUGUUUUUGGACUGUGGGAGGGAAACAGUGGAUUUGAGCCAAUUUUUCAGUGGUGAAGGUUGCAGACUCCUGUGCCGAAGGACGUGUUGUUGCCUUAAACGACGCCGCUGCUGUCAGUCAGCAGUAAAGUUUCUGUUUGUACUUGUACAUGUUGAAAAUCAAUAAAAAGAAUG
Molecule: messenger RNA, 2395 nt
Organism: Synchiropus splendidus (mandarinfish)
Lineage: Eukaryota; Metazoa; Chordata; Actinopteri; Syngnathiformes; Callionymidae
Gene: rerg
Product: RAS-like, estrogen-regulated, growth inhibitor
Exons: 5
Coding region: 250-852 (200 amino acids)
Molecular function (GO): GTPase activity; GTP binding
Source: RefSeq, a predicted model, not a curated record